AUGAUCGUUACCUCUUGGCCAUAUCUUGGCCCUAGUUGCGAACACAACUGGCUCGCCUUUCUUCGGGGGAUGGUGCGAGUGCGCCAACAAGGAUACUCAAAUUUCAAACGAUACUUUGAGUUGCUUGAAUUCCGGUGGUACUGUGACAAAGUCCAAGCUGCUAUUGUCAACAACCUCAAUUCUGACACAUAUGAAGACACGCCGUUUGUCAGUCUACUUGGCAUUUGCGAAAACAUCAAGAACUAUCUGGACCGAAACUCGGGCAGAUCAAAUGUUUGGCCGAACUCAAUGCUUCUGACUUACAAGCCAGGCUCGAAAAGCAACAUGGGCACCAAUACUAACCGGGCCGACGCCUGCAAAGACAAAAAGAAAGAAUGCACCAAAUUGAAAAAAUCACUUUGGCCCAAGAAUAACCAACCGCCACGGGCCCUGACCAUGUCCUAUGAUGUAUUUCCUUUCAAUGCGUCAGAAGAAGGAGGCACGGGUGCUGAGGUGGCAUGUGUCCCGGAAGCUCAGCAGAGGUAUCAAGCCAAGAUCAACAGUCAAUUUUCUGGAAUUACGGACAACAACAAUAUUGGGACACUGGGUGGCUCAUUUGACACGAGCGCCUACAACAAUCUUUCUGUGAACCCAGGGACCGGAAUGAUGCAUGUUUUGGGAGGUGUCAAUCUGCAAGGAAACCCAAAAUAG
Messenger RNA from Penicillium maclennaniae, 690 nucleotides. Its product is annotated as CAZyme family GH18. The record is from RefSeq and is a predicted model, not a curated record. The transcript is spliced from 5 exons. The coding region runs from base 1 to 690 and encodes 229 amino acids. Lineage: Eukaryota; Fungi; Ascomycota; Eurotiomycetes; Eurotiales; Aspergillaceae.